This is a messenger RNA of Sus scrofa (pig), 1789 nucleotides long. The record is from RefSeq and is a predicted model, not a curated record. NCBI's taxonomy places the organism in Eukaryota, Metazoa, Chordata, Mammalia, Artiodactyla, Suidae.
UGCUGAGCCACGACAGGAGCUCCUUUUCUCCUUUAAAUGGAGAUAAUAAUUACUGUGAGUAUUGAAUAAAUGGCCUUGAAUAAACAGUUUAAACGGUUGCUAUAAUUAUUCCUUAAAUUAUUAUUGCUUGUUACUAUAGAAGGAUUUUAAUCAGUGACCAGGAGCCUCAAGAGUGAGGAAAUAGGCAGCUGCCUACCAGGCGAGAUUCAAAGGUCAUGAACAACCACCUACCCCACCUGGACCUGUUCCAGUAGCUGCCAUUGCAUUGACAGGGACUUCAUUGGAGUGCAUUUGCUGCGGUGCAAGCAUCUUUGCUCUCUUGGGCCCUUUUCAGGAUGCAGAGAGGGAUAACCCACUAAACCAUUAUUAAUCAUUUGUGCCUAAGUACAGAUGGACAUUUAUCUUUUGCCACAAUCGACCUUAACAUUUAUUUCUCAUUCCUCAUGUUUAUAUAUCAACACUUCAGCCAGACUUGGUUUCUCUCCUUUGUCUUUUUUUCCAAAGCAGAUUUCAGAAGGCUAAACACAUACCGAAGAAUAAGUAAUUGAAGAAAGAGAGAUGAAGGGAAAAUGUCUAGAAAAUAAGCCCCUAUAGAAGCCAGACCACCUGAUCCCUUAGAUCUUCAUGCCUUGCUUGUCUUCCCACUACUUUCGUUUGCAACCCAAACUGGUCUAUCAUUUAGGAGAGUAUUUUCAGACAUGGUAGUGACAGGUGUAACAUCCUCCACACUUCCUUCCCAGCGAAAUAUAGGUGUUAACCCAGAUUUUCCUGAUAAACCCUUUGGGUUCCCUUUAUUUCUCCCAGCACAUGGACCCCUGGUUACAGUCAGUCAAAGACCGUGAGGGGCACGGGCCACAGCCAGCACGGCUCAAGUUCUGAAGUGCUUAUCCAGAAAUCUCAGCCUGAAGCUUCCACUGCGAUUCCAAAGACUUGGACACGUCGUGGCUCUGAUGGCACUGCUCUGUGGGGACGCACUGAAAGAGGUGGCCAAGGAGGCUGCAGAGGGCACUCACUACCUGCUGCACAUCACCCUGCGGCUGAAGUGUAAAAUCCUGCUGGAGGCAGCGAGGCCCUGCAUUUAUCUCCAGCACAACACCAACUCCUUGCGCCCUCACUCCCCACAUUCUAGAAAGUCUUUUACAGUAGUUUGUAAAGAGAAAGAUAUCUCUCAUGACAAGAAAAAUCACCAAAACUUAAAAAGAGCAAUGAAAAAAUGUCAAGAACUCCUGGAACUCUACGAUAUUAAACGGUUCUACAGUUGUCUCUUCAAAAUUGCCCAGCUUCUCAUGAUCCUGCUCAUCCAGAUCCACCACAGCAUCGGCCUCACCAUGUCUGAUGUCGCCUUCCCAAGUGGCCUGUAUGCAGGACAGGAAAUGUCUUCAGAGAUCUCCCCUUUGUGCUUUGCCAUACAGGCUACAAAGACUCUCCUCCUCAGAACAUUGUGCUGGCAGGAAUUCAACAACAUGGAAAAGAAUAGAGGAUGAGCCCUUCUGGAAGGAAAAGAUUGCCAUCUCCAAGGAGUAACCCUCCUUGCCAAGUGGGGAAGCUGAGGGACAAAAUAUGAAGGUGACUUGCCCAAGGUCACACAGCUAAUAAAUUCAAGUAGUCUGGCUCCAAAUCCCACAUCCUUGGCUGGUCUAUUCUGUUCCUCUCCAACCUGCUUUCUCUCUGGUGUGGAUAAAGAUUUCCUCUACAGUGAAUCUCAGUUGCUGAAUUCACGCCCCAAACUCAUGUAAUUGAACAAAUGUUAUGUUACUGAGUUUCAGAUUAUAAAUACAAAGUUUGAAUA